Molecule: messenger RNA, 6777 nt
Organism: Gasterosteus aculeatus aculeatus (three-spined stickleback)
Lineage: Eukaryota; Metazoa; Chordata; Actinopteri; Perciformes; Gasterosteidae
Gene: vat1
Product: vesicle amine transport 1
Biological process (GO): negative regulation of mitochondrial fusion
Cellular component (GO): mitochondrial outer membrane
Molecular function (GO): oxidoreductase activity; zinc ion binding
Source: RefSeq, a predicted model, not a curated record
CGUGUCGACACUUACACCGGCCACCGAGCAGCGCACUUUGUCGGGGUUUGUGUCUCCAUACAAGACUGCUGGAAAAGACGCUCGUACUCUGCGCACUGUCUCUCAUUAACAACGUCGAGCACACGCGAUAACGCAGCAAGUCCGUCCCCGGCAAGCGAACCUGCAAGAAGUACCAAACAAACAAACAAAAAGAGCCCUUGAGUCAUUUUUCCAGACGCGCCACUGUCUUUCACCGCCCUGCACAAUGUCUGGAGAAGACGCACCUGCCGAGCAGCAGCAAAACGCCGUGGACCAGAAGCAGGAGACCAAACCCGCCGAGGAGCCCAAAGCUGAGCCGCCCAAGACCGAGCCGGCACCCGCCGCCGCCGCCGCUGCCGCCGACGCCGAUGCCGCCGCCGCCGCCGCCACCCCGGCGGCGACCACCGAGAAGGUCCCCGAAGAGGACACGUUCACCUACCGCGCUCUGGUGCUCACCGGCUACGGGGGCUAUGAUAAAGUCAAGCUGCAAGUGAAGAAGGGCAAGCCUGCGCUCAAGGCCGGCGAGGUCCUGGUGCGGGUCAAGGCGUGCGGGCUCAACUUCGCCGACCUGAUGGCUCGGCAGGGGCUGUACGACCGGCUGCCGUCCCCGCCGGUCACCCCGGGGAUGGAGUGCUCCGGGGUGGUGGAGGCUGUAGGGGAAGAAGUGACGGAUAGAAAAGUCGGCGAUAAGGUGAUGGUGCUGAGCCGCUUCGGCUUGUGGCAGGAGGUGGCGGCGGUCCCGGCAACCCACACCUUCCUCAUCCCAGAGGGCAUGAGCUUUGAGGAGGCAGCAGCCCUCCCCGUCAACUACAUCACUGCCUACAUGAUGCUGUUCGACUUUGGCAACCUGCGACCCAACCAAAGCGUCCUGGUUCAUGCUGCUGCAGGUGGUGUAGGUAUCGCAGCCACUCAGCUGUGCAGCACAGUGAAGGACGUCACUGUGUUCGGUACGGCAUCCGCCAGCAAGCACGAGACCAUCAGCCAGGGUGGGGUCACGCAUCCCAUCGACUAUCGCACCAAGGACUACGUGGAGGAAGUACGCAAGAUCAGCCCGAAAGGAAUGGACAUAAUUCUGGAUCCUCUCGGAGGAUCAGACACCCAUAAGGCCUACAACCUGCUGAAGCCGAUGGGCAAACUCAUCACCUAUGGUGCAUCCAACAUGCUAGCAGGCCAGAAGAAGAACCUGCUUGCUGUUGCCAAGAACUGGUACCAUCAGUUCUCCAUCCACACGCUCAGCCUGAUCCAGGGGAACAAGUCAGUGUGCGGCUUCCACCUGGGCUACCUGGACGGGGAGACGGAGCUCCUCACCCAGGCCAUGAACACCAUCCUGGAUCUCUACAAGCAGGGCAAGGUCAAGCCCCGCAUCGACUCCACUUGGCACCUUGAGCAGGUGGGCGAUGCCAUGAGAAAAAUGCAAGAGAGGAACAACAUCGGCAAAGUGAUCCUCAACACAGAGCCCAUGCCCGAGGAGGAGAAGAAGGAGGAACCCAAGAAGGAGGACAAGAAGAAGGACGACAAGAAGAAGGAGGAGAAGAAGAAGGACGAUGGCAAGAAGGAGGAGAAGAAGGACGACAAGAAGAAAGAGGAGCCCAAGAAGGAGGAAAAGAAGGAGGAGGAGAAGAAGGAAGAGCCAAACAAGGAGGAGAAGUGAGAGGGAGGGAUGGAUGGUCAAGCAGACCGGCAGGGAGUUUGUGUCCUGGGAGCAGGGGGUGGGGCGGGGUUAGGAUGGAGAUGGAUGGCGUGGGAGGUUGGGGGUUGGCAGUGCAAGUAGGACUGGGAGGAGUUAGAAGGAGAUUACAAAAUGAUCACACCUCUGUCGAUCGAUCAUUUCUUCCCCCCACCCUCCACCUCCCCCUUGUGAAUCCUCAGUUGCAGUAAUUACUUAGGCCUGGCUCCAGCUGCCCCCACCCGGUUCUCUUUCCUUUAUCUAAAAAAAAUACCUGUAAUCCCUUGUAAAGGCCAAACGUAUCUCUCUGCCUCACAAGAUUUAGAAUCAUUUUUACUAUUGGAAAUGACAGCAACGCGAGAGCCAUGGGGGUUUACGUGCGUAUGGUCCAGGCUUGGGGCAAAUUACUGUUUCCUUGACAACCGUGAUCCCUGCUCGCACUCCGGCCCCACCCUUGUACCCAAUGCCCUUCCACACAUCAACUCCCACUGUGCUAAAUUGUUCUGCUCUGACUUCCACCUGCCACCUUCUCCCCCCCCCCCCCCCCCCCCCCCCCCCUCCCUCACUGUGCUGAGUCCCGCCCCCCUCACACCUAACCGAUUCACUUGUUGGACCCACAGACAGGCCAACAGACAGGCAGAUAAACGGAGGACCACACCCACGCACACGUUGCUCUGUUAGUGUCCAAUCCUUAUUUAUAACACUGACGACGGCUCAGAGAGGCGCGUGAUUGGCCGAUGCCCUGCAGCUUUCCAGCAGAUAUUUGCAUCGUGGUUUUUGUCAUGAUGCGUGAUUACUUACUACAUGGACCAAAACGUAUGUGUUCCCAUCCAAUUUAUUAUAGUGAGUGCAGUUUUGCCCUCGCCUGAAUAUGAAUUUCCCUCAUAAUGAGCCCUUCUGUCCAGUGCUGAAUGGGGAGGCAGAAAUCAUUGCUCAGCUUCCUUCUCCUUAGUUACAGAUUUUUCUAGCUGGCCAACUGUUGGCAAGAAGUGCACAGUGCCAAUUAAGAGAGAACUUGUUUCUGCUCAAACAAGCCACUAAUACACACCCUUACACACUGAAUGUGAUGAAAGAGGCACUGUCAUGCUGAGACAGUGAAGCGUCUGAAAUGAGCAAGUUGAGAAGGUGAAUAUCCGCCCUUCUCCUCGAGGAUCGGGCUUUCUUCCUCCCCGAUCCUCCUUGAGGCAUUCUGUGGCAUUCUGCUCCUUUUCACAGCGACCGUUUGCCUGUCGAUCACCCUGACCUGAGAGAGGAGAAUUUAAUUCAAGCUGGCGUCCAUACUUUGCCUCCCCUGCUCGUCUCUGUGCUCAACUGCUCUCUCUCUCUCUCCCUCCCUCCUCUUUCCAUUUCCCUCUCUCUGUGGUCGGCAUAGCAACAGGCGUCAGGCUCGUCAAGAGAAGGCACUGUGGUCUGUUCCUCUGUCUCCCUCUCCCUGUGCUUCUCUGUUCAGCCUGUGGACUCGAGCAGUAUUCCAACAAAUGUGAAUUGUAUCACUGGUUUUGAAAGGAAGAGAUGGAAAGUUUUCAACGUUGUUAGUUUUGCACACACACACACACACACACACACACACACACACACACACACACACACACACACACACACACAGAGUCUGUUCUAACCAGUGAAAGCGAAAUCAUGUACCGGCCAUCAUGUGCGCUGGCGAAUAACCCCCCUGCCCCCCUACGGUUUGUCUCACUGGUGUAAUGUAAUUAAAGUAAAUCUUUAGCAUUUGCGAUCGAUCCUACUGGGUGGACUCCAAAUGUUUCAUGUAGGAGGAUAUACAUUUUAAACCUUAGAGAUGUAUCCGCCUACCUGCCUGCCUGCCUGUCUGUGAGCCCGGCCUCAGUGUGGAGACUCAGAUGGUGACUAGUGACUUUAUAAAAAAAAAAAAAAAACACAGAAAAAAUGUUUAAAAAAAAAAAAAAAGAAGAAGAAAGAAACAAGUUGUUGUGUUAGCAUGAGUGGCCCCCCUCAUGUGCGGCGUGUGUUGUGCCAUUGUGUGUGAAGAUGUGUGUGUGUGUGUGUGUGUGUGUGUGUCCUCAGGUUUUAAAAGCACCCUCCAAGCCCCUGCCACAUUAACCCCUCACACUACUCCGCUACAAUAUUAUGUAGCUCCACCUGCAACCCCCCACUUCUUACUUUAUCUCUCUUCCCUCCUGCCUGCUAGGAGGCCUGUGUUAUGAGGACAGUCGGUAUUAGUAUUUUGCACCCUGCGCGCUGAUCUUAAAUCACUUACAGGCACGGCAGUCGCACUCCAGUCCCACGCAGGCUUUGACGCGGCUCCAGUUGUGCAGCCCGUUGGCCUCCAUCCACUCCCUGUGUAUCUGCUCCAGCUCACCCGAAGGAACAGGUGGCACACACAUACAAACACACCACACACACCAACAUGAAAAUGGUUCCCACAUUUCAGCUUGCCAGUCCGUCCCGCCCGUGGGCGCUUUUCCUCGGCGGCAGCUAAAGUCACAGCACUCGUCCGUCCCCGUCCUCGGAGAGCGAGAUGGUUCCGCCCGGCGGAGUGAACUGGGCCGGAGUGCGUCUGCCGCGCUUGCGUUGGGGAGUGACGGUGUCCUGCCAGCCUCUGGUUAGUGUUCUGUUCUAAUCUGCUGGGCUCCCUUUUGUGAAGCUGUGGACGGUGCCAUGUGAGAAACAAACGCUUCGGUUAAAAAAAAAAAAAAAGAGAAAUAUCUUUUACUUACUAUGUUAUUUUAAUUUACCUUUAUAUUUGUUUGUUUGUCUGAUUUGUUAUGUAAGGGUUUAAAGUUCAAAGCUCAUUAUCCUAUGUGGGGACCUGCCAAGCUGCACUCCUUUUAAAUGUGAUGAAGUCGUUCUGUUGGUCCGAACCACGUGUGCCAAAUUGUAUGUAUAUUCUUCUGUCAAUGCUUUGAAUAUGUACUGCAUAAAAAAUAUGAAUACAACUCUGUUUUGGGAUGCAUUUCCGUCAACCUCGAAGAAAAGUGAAAAAUACAAAAAAGAUUUGUCACAGUGUGUUAAAUUUGUAUCCCGAAUGCUCAUGGGUGCUGAAAGAUUUUUUGCCGCAGUUUACAAAAGAUUUAACACAAUUUGUAGUUUUGGAUUGGUUGCAGUCGUACUAUAGCAUCAGCCUGCACUGUGCCUCUCUCCUUGCACACAGUUUACCUCAAUCCGAGGCACCUUCCCCCGUAUUUAUAUCCUUUUCACUGUGUUUUACCAGCUCUCACGUCAUGUCGACCACAACAGGUUGAAGUGUUUACAACCAUAAUAUUAGUAUCACAGUGAAAAGGGACUGGAUAUGGUGCAUUUAAGGUUCAAAACUCCACCAAAAGAAAAUAGAUUCCCUGAUAUCUGCAAUUUUUUUUCCAACUGCAAAGCUCCAUGGUAUUCCUCUCUGGAUUUCUGCUCCAUUUCCGUUUGUUUCCAAGCGGCUUGUGUAGCAAGUGAGGAAGCAGAUGUUUUCACGCAGCUGUACAGGGAUGCCAAUACUGAAACACAGCUGCACAAAAACCCAGCUUAUUGGCUGAUGAUAGCUCAGCUCUUUCCUGCCGCAGACACAACAUUCCCUCUUUGCAUCUGAUCCCAGUUCACUCAAGGACCAUUGGAGACGUUCCUCUUUUCCUGUGGACGGUGCAACAUUCACAGUCCAAAAUUCUCUCCAAAAGUCGCCCCCUUCUUUCUCCUUACAUAAUCAUAGCAAAUAAACAUUAGUUUAACAUCUGGAAUUUGAAACUGCAUGCAUUCAAUGGCAUGUGAAAAAACUAUUAUAAUCGCUGUCCCUUUGGCUCCUUUGAGCUACGAUGCCUUUGGAAUGGUCUCGAUCAGUUGGGCGGGUGGCGGCCGCCUGGGCACUUCCGCCACUGGGAAUCUGCAUUGUGAUGUUUCCCAGUUAUUCCAGAAACACUUAUGCAAAAGUACCUAGCAACUCAGAGAUGCACGGGAGAAAAACAGUGUUUCAAAGAAAAAACAAAGUGAUUCAUUUUCUGAACAUUUGCAGUUUUAGAUUUGAUAUAAUGAAUUAACACUCGUAGUUUUAGGCUUGAAAAAAACACACCAAGGCAAUGAGUGUAGUAUUUCCAAUAGCGCUACUCUUCCGUCCGUCUCGGCUUGUACAGCUGAAGUUCCUUACAGGCACCCACCGUUUAGCUUUGAGGUGAAUUUCUUUUGUUUUUUUGUAUGGUUUCUCAGGUCAUUCCAAAAAACGGGUUUCUUCACCCGAGAAACUACUCCACUACAUAUACAACAUCAUUCCGUUUCACCGCAGUUCACUGCGCAAACUGUAACGCCCUCCACGGUCUAUGUAAGCUUAGUACUCCCAGUCAAAGGGUGAGGCUCUGACGGUGGGUUAAUUCCAUGUUCAGAGCCGCAGCGUUCACUCCUCCCCACGCUGAGAACCCAAACAACCACGCCGGUCUGCAGCUAUUGUCACCGUAGCAGUCAUUCCUCCAUCGCAGCAACAUUGCAGCGAAGCUGCGGAAGUACAGCCUGGCUGGGCUCGUCACGUCCACUGUACUGGGACGGACGUUUGGUCGAGCAGAAAACGAGGCACGUGUUUAUGUACAGUUCACACCGUCCCUUUCCGGGGGCCGUUCAGUAGUCGUGUAGUGGCGUCGUGUGAGGGUGGAGAACGCCCUUCGAGUCGUAUCAAGUUGCCAACUGAAGCCGAUCCACUGCCCCCCCGCAUCCCUCCUGUGCCACCUGACUCCAUGUCCUCACCCUCAGAAUGGGGACUCGCAUGGUCAGCUGGUUCAUUCAUGAUGAUACAACUUAACUGGGAAGGCUUCAGAAACUCACUUCACAUCUGUCCCACAUAGCACACCUGUUAGCAUUCAGUCACCACCGGCAAUUUUCUACAAGGCGUGGUUGAUUUCUAAGCGAGUUCUCCUCUCUCUGUCCUUCCUUGUGUUGGUGGGUUUUUUUCCUGGUUGCAAAUGCUCUUCUCAUCUCCACUUUGUUUUUUGAACCCUUUGAAUUGAUGCUGCUUCUGUGCUUGACUCUGGGUUUACUGCGUGGUGCCAUGUUGGCCACAUGGCCUCUAGAGCUUGUAAUGCUUCAGUGUGUAAUGUUACCAUAUGCCUUACAUGUUUUCCAGGACUAAUAAAAAAAGCAUAACAAAAAUGUCA